Trypanosoma conorhini is the source of this 1395-nucleotide messenger RNA. Its product is annotated as mitochondrial processing peptidase alpha subunit. The transcript has a single exon. Gene Ontology annotation, cellular component: mitochondrion. Gene Ontology annotation, molecular function: metal ion binding. The record is from RefSeq and is a predicted model, not a curated record. NCBI's taxonomy places the organism in Eukaryota, Euglenozoa, Kinetoplastea, Trypanosomatida, Trypanosomatidae. Bases 1 to 1395 code for a protein of 464 amino acids.
AUGCUGCGGUGUUGCCUCCCCCGACGCGCCAUUGCGCAAACGGUGCUGAAGGACAACUACACACUGUCGCGCCUGUCCAGCGGCCUGCGAGUGCUGACGUGCGACGACGGCAACGGCAUCACCGGCAUGGGGCUCUUCAUGCUAAACGGAACGAAGUUUGAGGAUGGAACGAAUACGGGGGCGGCGGCCGUGUUUGAGUCACUGCCGCUGCGCAGCAACCAGAUAUUUACAGGCCGCGAGAUCAGCGAGGCGCUGGGGUCGCUCGGUAACGCCUUUAAAAUGACAAACAACAAGGAGGCGAUGUCGGUUAUGCUGAUGAUGCCGCGCUACCACCAGAGGGAUGGGCUGGAGCUGCUCAACUCGAUGUGCCUGCACCCGACGCGGGAUGAGGCGGAGUUUCACAUUGCGAAGGAGAAGGCCGCGGAACGGGCCCUCCUGCACUGCCGCGACGCAACGAGCGUCUGCCUCGAGCUCGUGCACGAGGCGGGGUGGAACGGCAAAGGGCUUGGGCAGCCGCUUGACCCAACGAAGGCGGAGCUUGAAAAUCUGACGCUUGAGAAGUUCACCGCCUUCCACCGCACCUACACACGACCAGAACGCACCGUCCUCGCUGCCACCGGCGUCGCGGAUCACAAGCAAUUCGCCGCAGAUGCCGAGCGUAUUUUGAAAUUUGACAGCGACACGGCGCCGCUGCAGACGCCACAGCACCACCCGUACACAGGCGGUAGUCGGUUGGUGCAGAAGACGGAGGCCCCCGAGAGCAUGAACAAGUUCCAGGAGAAGAACCUCAGCCACGUCGCCCUCUUCUUUCAGGGGGUUCCCAUAAAGCACCCCGACUACUACAACAUCAGCGUCAUUCAGACCCUCCUCGGCGGUGGAACAUCGUUCAGCUCCGGCGGCCCUGGAAAGGGCAUGCAAACCAAACUUUUUCGCGAGGUGCUGAACAAGGAGGGUUUCUUGCACGGUUUAGAGUGCAUCACGGCAUGGUACAGCGACGGGGGUCUCAUUGGACUCUACGGAAGCGCACCACACGAGUCCGUCUACGCACUUCUGAAGGUGAUGUUAUACCAAGCCGCCUCCAUCUGCCAGCGCGUGAGCCCCUUGCACCUUGAAAUGGCAAAGAAUCAGCUGCGGUCGCAGCUGAUUCUCCUCGGCGAAGGUCGCGAACAGCUCCUCUCGGACAUGGGGUUUAACAUGGUGGUGCACGACCACGUUAUCACCGCCAACGAGACGGUGGCGGGAACGCAGCACAUCACGAUUGAUGGACUAAAACGCGUCUGCGCCGAAAUGAUUCGGAGGCCACUCACUUUUGUUGUCUACGGCGAGACGACGAAAAUGCCGUCGCAUGAGAAGCUGGAGGAGGCGGUGCGGAAAACGUACGAGCGGCUUAAUUGA